This is a messenger RNA of Archocentrus centrarchus (flier cichlid), 2725 nucleotides long. It is a transcript of the gene ckap2l, whose product is annotated as cytoskeleton associated protein 2-like. Gene Ontology annotation, cellular component: mitotic spindle; centrosome; cytosol. Bases 110 to 2344 code for a protein of 744 amino acids. The transcript is spliced from 9 exons. Lineage: Eukaryota; Metazoa; Chordata; Actinopteri; Cichliformes; Cichlidae. The record is from RefSeq and is a predicted model, not a curated record.
AUUCGAAACUGCGUGCGCGAGCUCAGUUGUCGUUUAACGUGUUUCAUACUUACGCGUUUCUACAAGUGAUUUUUAAGAGCAUAAAAGAAGAAACGGAUUUCUGUUAGAAAUGGAGGAAGCGGAAUCCGAGCCAGCGCUUUCCAGAAAAGAGAUGCGGAAGCAGAAGCUGAUGGAAUACCUGGCAGCAAAAGGAAAGCUGAAGAUGCCCACUGUGAGGUCAAAUCUUGGUGGAGACUGUCUGAGUACGAAGCCUGUGACAUCUGCACAAAAGGUUGUUACAGGGAAAGAAAACAAAGCUCCAGCUGACAGAUUCAGGCCGAAUAUCUCAAAAGGUCCAAGUGUGACUGCUCGAUCCGGACAAGACCCCCCCAAAAAAGCAUUCGGUGUCAGAAACAAAGGAAACGGCAGCAAACCUACAGGACUGCAGAACAACACUCGUCCAGCUCUGCCGAAACCCAACCGGAACCCUUUGCUCACCAGAACAUAUGAUGAUGCAUCCUUCAAGUCCCAUCUGAGUGCAGCCAUCCCGGUCGCAAAGCAGGCAAACACCAGAAUUCAGACUUCAGGCAGAGCCCCUUUAAACACAGCUCAUACCGCCAGAGUCAAAUCCAACAGCAAGGUCACCUUUGACCCCAGUUCUGCCUCAUCAAUGAUGAUGGUCGACGCCAGGAUCAGUCUCGGCCCCCUCGUCAAAACAAAAACGGGACUGACUCCUGCAGUGAUCCAGCCGAGAGCCACAAAGCCAAAUUUACCACACACCUCCGUCACUGCAGCCAGCACCACCACCACCACUCAAGCUGCUAAGAAGGUGCGGUCCAGCACUACAUCAUCAGUCUCUGUUUCCCAGAGGUCUGGCAUGGGUGUUCCUUCAGCUGCGAGAGCUAGGAAUAAAGCUCAGGGUCAAAGCAAGCUUAGCUCUAAACCAGCUUUGGGGACUUGUUCUCAAAUAUCUUCUAAGAGUCACUUAUCAAGUGGACUGAAAUCAGCGUCCACGUCUUUGAAGAGCACGGCUGCAUCUUUAAGGCCAGCGGGGAGAGGAACAGCUAAUAAAUCAGCAGGUCAGCCUGCAAACGGGUCCACAAAGACGGGAACUGAAACUAAAGGGCGCGAGAACGGCCGGCCGCUCAAAGCUGCCUUCCAAACGUCCUCGAGGCCGACAAACAGGUGCGCCUCUCGACCAGUGGGGGGGCUCAUGCAGCCUGCUGUGACUGAGAUGGGAAAGAAAACCAAGAUAACUAAAGAGACAGCUGGAAAGACGAAAAAUUGUUCUUCAAAGGCUCCUCCGCCCAAAGCUGGUGUAAAAAGUAGGAGCGCUGCGCUGGUGUCACAGAUGGUGCCGCCGCCUGCCAGGACCGUCAGCCUCACAGGCAAAGCCACAGACACGAAGACACCUAAAGUCCAGGUCAGGGUCAUUCCUCAGACUGGGGGAAAGAAACCGACUGCUGCCCAGGUGGAAAGAAUGAAGAAACUGCAGGAAUGGCGGGAGGCCAAGGGUAUUUCCUACAAACGUCCUCCAAUGGAAGCGAAACCUCAGACCAGGCACACCGUCUCCAUGCCCCAGCCUUUCUGGGCCUCCAUGAAUGAGGAAGAUGAGGCCGACUCCCUGAUCUGCACUGUAGACAGAUCUCUGGCUGACUGCAUCAAGUUACUCAGAGAGGGUUGCCCCCCGGAGCAGGUAAAGGAGGUUCUCUCCCGGCUGCCCGUGGUUUCCCAGAAGUUUUCCAAAUACUGGAUCUGUCGAGCCCGCCUGAUGGAGCAAGAAGGAAACCUGGAUGUCCUGCCCAUGUUUGAAGAGGCUGUCGGCAUGGUGCUGGAGCCUCUGGAUGAGCUGCGGACCGUCGUGUUUGACAUUCUGAAGAAAAAGGACGAAAUCGAAGCAUCUGAAGAAAAGGAUAAAGAGCUCGACCCUAUUCCAGAAAACGGUCCAGAAUGUGGCAGCGACCCAACGAUGACCCCAAAACCCGUCAGAGCGCUCAUCUAUGGUGAGAGAGGAGGCUCGUCUGUGGUCAAAUACAAGAUCACAGCAACCCCCGGUGGCCCGCCAAGUCAGCGGAGAGAAUCGGUAAAGGUCAACGGCCACGAGGUUCGCUUCUUCACGCCAGUCAGGCGGUCAGUGCGAAUCGAGAGAGCUUCGCUCCGAUACCCCACGCCCCUUCAGGACCACGACCUGUGCGUGAAGUCGUACAAUGACCUGCUCCGUGAGGACGAGAAGGAAAGAAGCGAGGAGCAGACGGGUGGAGAGCCCAGCCCGUCCAACAGUAGCCCACCGGUGUACAUUUACAGAGAGAACGAAGCUCUUAAAGACAAAGUGUUUGUCCAGCUCGUCUGCGAUGACACUGAUUAGUCUCAUUGGUUCAUUUCCUCUCAGCACUGAAACUCGUCUCCUUGUAAAUAUUUAUCCUGAUGUUCUGGGAACUUGUCCUUUUUUUACAGUGGGGAAUUUGAUACUUCCUUAUUAGUGCUUAUUUGUUUGCUCUCAUUCAUAUUAUCCUGUUCAUACAUGCAUCACACUGUUCACUUCCUAAGUACACGUUUUCCUGAUGUAUCUUUUUGUUACCACCUCGUGCUGUGUGUCCUUGUCACUCUGUAUCUUUGCCUGAGACAAUGAACUGAUGUUUUUAGCUUUUUUCUGACCUGUGUUCAGCUCCUCAUGGAGAAGACAUCGAGUUUGUCCUUCUGCUCUUGGUGUUAUUUCAUUUCUCCAAAGAAUGCGAUGUACAUAUUA